AUGACUCAUCAACUCAACAAACUCAGAUUAAGACUUCAUUCAUCAAACUUCACUUCAUUCUAUCAUCCAUCACAUCAACUUGUUCUAAACCGAUUCUCAACUAAACCUACAACAACAACAACAACUAAAACAACAGCUUAUCAUAUCGGUAAAUCAGGUCAACUUUAUUCACCUUGGUUUGUAAAACUGGUGACUACUUUGGGAAACCGAUUAGGUUAUAAUUUGCCGACUAGUCAUGCUAUUACUAUUACUUCGGAUCUUUAUGAUCAUUGUUCAAAUCAAUUUCAAUUAGAAAAAUCAUUUUGGAUCAAUGAAUGUGGAUUACCAGAUUCGUUUCAAACUUGGUUUCAAAUCACUCAACUACACAUGUGGAUCUUAAUAGUAAGGUUCAGAUCGAUGAAAAACAACUUAGGAAGAACAUAUAUCCAAGAAUUUGUGAACCAUGGGUUUUUAGAUACAGAACAUCGAAUCAGAUCAACACCUUAUAAAGUAACAAAAAACUCAUUAAUCAAAUCGUAUAUGAAAACUAUGUUGGAUCAACAUUAUGGAUUCUUGGUUGGGUUUGAUUGGGCUUUGGCUACCGACCAAGAUGGAUCGGAUUCGGUUUUGGUCGAGGCGGUUUGGAGGAAUUUGUUUGGGGCUAGAUGGGGUAAAGGAAUGGGAGGAGUUAAGGGGAAGUUUAAUUCGAAUCCGUUAAAAGAAAGUGAAGAAGUUGGGAAUCGGGAUGGGAUUGAUGGAUUGGAUUUUUUGGAUGAUGUGUUGUUUUUGGAUAGGUUGGAAAGGAUCUUGGUUUGGAUUAGAAUCGAAUUGAUUAGAGUUAGUAGGAUUAGUGAUGAUGAGAUUAUUAAUUAUUCGAACAAUAAGCUUGGUGAUCUUCGAGUUAGGAAUAAGUUGAUUGAAUUUGGGAAAUUUUAA
Melampsora larici-populina 98AG31 is the source of this 915-nucleotide messenger RNA. RefSeq lists its product as uncharacterized. NCBI's taxonomy places the organism in Eukaryota, Fungi, Basidiomycota, Pucciniomycetes, Pucciniales, Melampsoraceae. Gene Ontology annotation, biological process: mitochondrial respiratory chain complex III assembly. The record is from RefSeq and is a predicted model, not a curated record. Gene Ontology annotation, cellular component: mitochondrion. The transcript is spliced from 2 exons. The coding region runs from base 1 to 915 and encodes 304 amino acids.